AUGUGGCCGCUCGGUUCAUGGCCUUUAGAUCAUAAUAGAAACUUUGCAAAAUUGCGUGCGCUGUUUCUUAUAGUCACACAGACUAUGAUGAUAGUUUAUAUAAGCGUGGAUAUUAGUUUUCACAACAAUGUCACUCUGGUUAUGGCCAUUGAUCACCUCAUGUUAGCGUCAUGCGGGACUUUGACUAUUGUAAAGAUAGCGCUGAUACGAUUGCAUCGCGACAACUUGUUGAAAAACCUCGUCAACGCAUCGAAUGACUGGACGUAUACCACAAAACAGGAUCAUCGGCAAGUCAUGUUUCGCUAUACCAACCUAGGUAGAUUUGUCUUCUUCUUUCAGAUGGGUUCCACAUAUUUUGUCAUUAUGCCAUUAAUAGUUGAAUCACUUUUAUCCUUUGCGACGAUGCCUUCACAAAACGUAACGUUAAUUGCAAAAUCUGAGAAAGAGAUGCGAGCAAUGCAACUACCUCAAGAGAUGAUCUGUCCAUUCGAUGCUCAGAUCGUUUGCUUCAGUAUGUGUAUUCUUCAAUCUAUACAGCUGAUCAGUACAUGCACAGGGAAUGUUGGCAGUGAUGUUUUCUUCUUUGGUGUUUGCAUGCAUCUCUGUGGACAAUUGGAAGUGCUCAGUCAAGAAUUGCUGCAGUUUCACGAAAAGAAGAAGAAUGGUUGUUGGAAACGAAGUAAAAUGGUCACGCUAAUCGAGAGACACUGUUUGCUUCUAAAUCUAGCCAAAGACAUUGUUGGUGUACUCAAUAUCAUUUUGAUUGCUCAGCUGAUUCUCCACGCUUUGUUUAUAUGUUUAAUAGUUAAUCAGCACAUCUACGGGGUAUAUUGGCACCGAUGUUUCCUCUUCGGUGUUUGCAUGCAUCUCUGUGAUCAAUUAGAAGUGCUCUACCUGUACAUACAGAGCUGUUGCUGUUCCACGAAGAGAUGUAGGAAAAACGAAUAUUGGAAACAAACUGAAAUAGCUAAUCGAGAGAUACUGUUUGCUUUUACAUCUAGCCAAAGACAUUGUUGA
Trachymyrmex septentrionalis is the source of this 1017-nucleotide messenger RNA. RefSeq names its product odorant receptor 13a-like. Gene Ontology annotation, biological process: sensory perception of smell; detection of chemical stimulus involved in sensory perception of smell. Lineage: Eukaryota; Metazoa; Arthropoda; Insecta; Hymenoptera; Formicidae. The transcript has 3 exons. Gene Ontology annotation, molecular function: olfactory receptor activity; odorant binding. The coding region runs from base 1 to 1017 and encodes 338 amino acids. Gene Ontology annotation, cellular component: plasma membrane. The record is from RefSeq and is a predicted model, not a curated record.